This is a messenger RNA of Xyrichtys novacula (pearly razorfish), 9358 nucleotides long. The record is from the annotation of a GenBank genome assembly. NCBI's taxonomy places the organism in Eukaryota, Metazoa, Chordata, Actinopteri, Labriformes, Labridae.
GACAAGGUCUUUGAAAAAGCGGCGCGGCUAGUUCAAGAUGGCGGAGAUGGACCAGCUGUUAGACGAGAGUGAGUAACAACACAAAUUUGAGGAGUUUUCCAUUGUAAACACACAGCCGUCCCCGUAAGAGCAGAUGUGGUAUUUUGUGAUAAAUUGUCAUUUUAUUUUAUGUUACGAGAUACAUUGGUUCGGGGCUGAGUUCAUGGACUACAUUUUACACGCAAAGAGAUACCGGUCUGUCUCAGUAAGCUAACGCUUGUUAGCAUGAGAGGCUAACCAUGGCUAAUGUUGGAGUUCAGCAAGUUACUCCAGCCCGACUGGGUAAACAAAUAACGUUAGCUUAGCUGCGAGCUAACGCAUGCUAAGCAUUUAUAUAGAGCAAUAACAAAAAAAGAGUGACCGAAAAGCCUUUUAGACUAAAUCACACUGGGUAGCCCCUAGCAUUAGCUGUCUAUUAUGCUGUGCAUAGUUAAACCUUUUCUGGUGAAUUUCACUGUUCACGGCCGUUAGCACUGGUUAACGUUACAUGGUAACUCGCCGGGUAACAGUUUAAGAAGCCGUUACAGUGAAACUAGCAGUGUUUUAUCGCUCAAAAGACUCGUAACUGCCGUUUCAGUCGUUGUGAAUGUUCUUUCUUUCACCAUGUUGUAACACAGUGAUGAUCACUUCGUUGAAUGCGUUUGUUCAGAUGAUGUAAUGCCCGUGUUUGACAGCUCAAUUUGGGUUUAAGGCCUAACUGACUGAGCUAGCUUCACCGACCAGCCAUAACAUUAAGGACGCCAGGGCAGCCUAGUGCAACCCAAUACAACAGCUCCACCACAGAGAUUCUACUUAGCAAAGCUUCUACAUUUUCAGUUCUUGUUGACAUGGUAAGACUUGUUAAGUAAUUAAGGUGUACUGGGUGUUGUAAUGUAUUAAAUGGUAAUUUCUAUAUUUUGUCCCACUCUGUGUUUUUUUAAUUUUAUUUUAUUUUUAAAGAAGUGGACAUCAUAAAGGGAACACUUUUUAACUGAACAAACUCCAGUGCACCACUACCCACUAUGUGUUGAAUAAUAAAAAAGAGGCACAGUCAUCACAAUGGUGAUCAUUAACAAAAGUAUAAAUUCAGAGGCUUAAAGUUAAAUUUGUGGUAGACUAGUUGCAUUGAAUUAAAUAAGAUACACAAGGUGGUCAUUUUCUCACUUUCAUUCUUUCUUGGCUGAUCGUUGCAUGUCUAACUUUAUUAACCAACUAGGCGACUGCUGGUUUAGAGCACACUCUCACAGACAUCAGUUUCUAAAGGAGAAAUAUUUGGUGGUUGAAAUUGAAACAAAACAUAAAACAAAAUAUUAAUUGUCUUUUGUGUUUUUGGUGUUCGAUUUGUGUUGCUGUUAAUUGAUGUUGACCAAUCUGUCAUCUUUCUCAGGCUCCUCAGCAGAGGCCCUUGUCAGUCUAAAAGGUACGUAGGCAGUAUAUUUAGCUGUUAAUAUCUUUGUAGUUUUGUUCUAGACACAGUUCUGUAUGUCUAGAGUUACAGGAAAAUGUAGACAAUUUCAUGGCUUUAGCAUGAAAUCUUUGGCAGUAAAUGAUCAUGAUUUUGAUCUUGCCUGCAUGGCUGUUCUCUGAUUGACAUAAUUUUUCCUGUAAGAGCUGAGUACAGUUUCAGACAACACAAACCCUUGACUUUUUUUAUAUGAGACCUGUGAUUCCAGUCUACAUCCACUUGAAGGUUAAAAAAAUCAAGCUAAUCUUUUAUAUGAAAUUCAGAUAAACCUAAAUAUCUAAAUGUGUAAUGAUAAUGACUUAAUUUCUAAAGCACCUUUUAUAGAUAAGUGUUUACAAAGUGCUUUGCCAUACAGGCAAUAUAUCCUAUGUUUUUAUAUUCUAUUUUCACAGAGGGGAGUUUGUCCAAUACUCUUAAUGAAAAGAACAACUUUCCCAGAGCUCACAACACCAGGGGACGGCACACCUCCCUUACAAUGGACACGGUAUGUAACAAAUCCCCUCCACUAACAGUAUUGUGAUUAUUGAGUGUAACUACAGUACUCAGAUAAUACACCAGUAGCUUAAUUUAUAUUACAAACAUAUAUUUGUGAAGUGCAGCAUUACAGCACAUAAGAAAGAAAAACUGGAUAAAAAUGAACUUAGGUAGUUUUAGGGUAUGGAAUUAACUACCUUGGUACAGGAUUAGGAUUAAUAGUGUAUACUUUCACCAGUUGGUCUAGUAAUUGCUGUUAAAGCAUAGAGUAAAUUUAAUACACAGUAAUACUAUGGAUCACUUAAAGAAAAUCACGCCCAUCUGUUUUGGUUUUGUCCAAAGUCAAGUGUGUUCUGGAGGGAGAUAAUAGUGGUCUUUCAACAGGAUACCCCCCAAAAAUCUCACAGUGGCACUGCUAGUAGUAAUACUUCAAGAAUAAUUUAAUUACAUUGUCUUUUACUCUACCAGUAAUAGACUAGACACGACUGUUGUAGUGUUUAAGUUAAUGUUGAUUUGGAUAAGCACUGCCUGUAUUGAUUUUCUUAUCAGCUGCAGUUAAUUAUUGCCUUUGCCGUUUUUAGCAGGGUAGUUGCAAUCCAAAUUUUAGUUCUUGUCUUUGCCCCUAAUUUAAUAUGUAAGGGCGUAUUUGAAAGGAGUAUACUAUUCAUAUGCAACUGGUCAGUGCAUUCACUGUCUGUCAGACCACAGGAGUGUACUCUAUCUCAAUGUAUCUGAAAGGGGAGAAGUUACAAAGGCUAGUGGAUCAUGUUUUUAUGUUGUUUUCUCUUAGAGUGAUACAGUUCUAACCUGCAUUUGUGGAUGCAGCGACAAACUGUGUUCACAGACGUUGGUCUUUGGAAGUGAUUUCAGUCUCAUGCAAUAAUUGCCACUGUAGAGUCAUGCCUGUUUUUGAUGCAGUGCUGCCUGAGGGCCCGAAAAGCAAAACCAUCCUGUAUUGGUUAUUGAUCUCCCUUUUGUGCCAUGAUUUCUCCUGAUUCUCUAAAUCUUUUAAUGUGCUGUAGUUCAUAAUGUAAUUAAUUUCUUUGCAAUUUUACACGAAGGAACAUUGUGAACUGUUUGUUCAUGCAGUUUCUAAUCAUGUGGUGAAUCUUUUCCAUCCAGUUAGUUUUUUAGUGAGCAAUACACAGCUUUUUCAGUGAUCUGAAAUGUAUUGCUGACAUCAUAUUUAAAAUAGGCUUAUAACUUUUUAUAAAAUAAUACAAUUUUUUGAAUGAUUUGUCAUGUUGUCUUUGCACUUUUUCAAUUAGAUAUAGGCUUUAUAUUUUUUUGAAAGUAUAAUAUUUUUGUUUUUUAUCAACAUUGUACACUAUACCCCAACUCUUAUGACAUAGAGAUUGUUUAAUAUUAGUGUGUUCUUUCUCUCUGAGAUUGUCAAUUUCUAUUCAAAGAAAAAAAACAUCUUUUGUGAAUGUCAGUCUGGAAAAAUACUGAGCAUGAUAAAUGAUGAUAAAUCCAUGUUAUCUGAAACAGGUGUGUAUUUACUAAAUGUAGUUGAUACCGGUUUUUUUUUUUUAUCAUAGAAAAAUGUUAUUCUUAGGAUACAAACCUCUACACACACACACACACACGCACACACACACACACACACACACACACACAUAAAUAUUCACUUGUUCUGAAAUGGUUCAAAUCCAGAAUCUCUUAAUUUUCACUAAAUCCUCAUCUUCUUUGUCCUUCCAGCCCACACGGGGCUCAAAGAGGAGCCGUUUGUUUCGGGAGGAGGAUGAGCCACCCCAGCAGCGUCUCCCAUCAAGGUCUCCUCGGAGGAGCCAGAGGGUCACCACCACACCACAGGUGUGCACAUUGGCAGGGUUCAUUUUUAUGAUAAACUUGUUGAGCUUGUCAAGCAGUGAUGCUUAUGUCACAAUUAUCACCCAGUGCUUUACAGUAAGAUGCAUAACACUACUGAUGCAGUGAGGUCACUAGACCGAUAAUGUGUUAUUUUUUAUAUCGUAACUCUUCUAGUGGUUUGUUUGCAGCAUUUAAGGUAUUCUUUUAAAGCGUUAUAAAGGGAUCCAGGAUGUCUGAACACAGUUGUAGAGGAACAUAGUAUGGAGAAGAACUUCACACCAUACAGCUACCUGCCCUUUUUUAAAGGAAUAUUCCAGAGUAAAAUUAAUUUAGGGUCAAACACACCGCAACACUGAGUUUGACACCCCCUCUCGAGAUGAAUGUUGCCGACUGCUUGCUUCUGUAGUUAUACCAACUUUAGUAACAACAGCACGGUAGCAAUAUACAGCAGUCUGAGGAGCCAUAAACAAACCUCAACCAAAAAGCCGCUCUAUAGUCACAAAUAAUGCUUAGAACAGCACCUAGCUUCAUCAACAGUACAAAUAGGGUCCCAGCCAUAGUACUAGCCAUCAAACAUCUUUUUAACUUUGCCUGAUUUGUUUAGCAAAGAGACUAAACACAACUUACCCAGUCUCUUCCAGCAGCUGCUUGUUUGUAGUGAGACCUCAGGUCAGUCCAUUACAGACUGCUGCGGGGUGACGCAGCUCAAGGAAGAACAUUUAUGAUCAUAUCUUCUUGGAAAUGCAACCAGACCGAGACACUGAGGCAGAAGAACUAUCGCGUCUGCAGUGUAAAAUGAUUAAUAUGGUGAUUAUUACUUCAAGGAAAUGAUAAAGUAAUGAGAACUGUUUGUGGCUAUAGAGUGGCUUUUUGGUUGAGGUUUGUUUAUGGCUACUCAGACCUGUGUAUUAUCAGGCUGUAUAUUGCUGCCGUGCUGUUGUUACUGAAAUUGGUAUAACUAGAGAAGCAAGUGGUCGGCAACAUUCAUCUCUCAAGGGGGUGUCUAACUCAGUUUUAGGGUGUGUUUGACCCUAAAUUAAUUUUACUCAGGAAUAUCCCUUUAGGCAGUCAAAAAGCAGACAAAAUAAAUCUAAUGUUGCCUUCUCAUUAAUUACCUGCUUGGCCACGUAUACAUUUAGCCUGACUUAGCUAAGAAUUUACAUAUUUGCCUUCAUUCAAAUUUUUUUAGGAGAUGAAAUUUUUACUGUUGCCUUCUUUAUUUGAGAAUAAAUGAGGUUUUGUUUCAUUAAACCCCUCAGGUAUUUUGGAUUUUACUCAGUUCUAUAAUAUCAGCAUGCAUGCAUCUUUGGAAUACAUGUGACUAAGUUGAAUGUUUUUUUUUAUUGCUUUUCCUGGCAGAAAUUUUCUAAUGUGGUAACACCUGAUAAGAAGGCCUCCCAGAAAAUAGGGCUAAGAUUAAGAAACCUUCUUAAACUGCCUAAAGCUCACAAAUGGUGCAUCUACGAAUGGUUCUACUCUAAUAUUGACAGGUAAAGUCCCACUUUCACCUUUUUUUAAAUAAAUAAAUAAAUCAGUUUUGUUGACAGAAAUAAAUUGAUAGUUACAGUGAUGCAGCUUUUUGGUAUUGUAUAGUAACAUGGAAGGGUUUGAAGACUUAUUGGGCUGCAAUCUCAGACAACUUCACAGCAUAGCUUUAUUUUUUGACUGUGUCACGCAAUUUUCUCUGAAAAUUAUUUUUCUUUUUCAGACCUCUCUUCGAGGGUGACAAUGAAUUCUGCCUGUGUCUCAAGGAGUCUUUUCCCAACUUAAAAACAAGGAAGCUGACACGGGUUGAGUGGGGAACUAUCAGAAGACUGAUGGGUAAACCUCGACGGUAAGCUCCAGUCUCUGAGCUGUGUGGCUUGGCACAACAUUUGAUUUGAAAAUGUUGGUCUUUGUCUCCUGACUUAGUGUUGAAAUUUUUUAAAAUGUACUUUGUAAAGUAUUUUGUCUCCUAGAUGACAUCCUGAGAGAAAUGAUCAUGCAGCAGUAUAACUUGUUGUGCCAUCCAGGUGUUCCUCUGCAUUCUUUGAUGAGGAGCGGACAGCACUGAGACAGAAGAGGCAGAAGAUGCGUCUGCUGCAGCAAAGAAAACUAUCUGAUGUAUCAAACUGCAAAGACCUUCCAGAUGAAAUUCCCCUGCCACUCAUUAUAGGAACCAAAGUCACAGGUAGGAUUUCGGAAAUGUACAUAACGCACUUUAAGUUUGAAUAACCCUGGUAAAAUGAUGUGAUGGAGAGAUUACCUGUUUAUUUUUCAUUCCAAGAAAUAAGGCAUUAGUAUAAUGUGUCCAACUUAUACUCAUAUACUUGUGUGGUAUUACAUUUUUAUGAGUUAAAAUAUGAGGAGUAGUAGUAAAAACAGCACUGUCUUUUCCAGCUCGACUCCGAGGCGUCCAUGAUGGCUUGUUCACAGGGCAGAUCGAUGCAGUGGACACAAGCGCUGCCACCUAUCGUGUCACCUUUGACCGAAGUGGCCUGGGGACACACACUGUGCCUGACUAUGAAGUCUUGGUAAGAUUUGCCUCAGGGCCAGCUAAAAGACUACAUCUGUGUUUAUAUUAAGUCUUUGAACACCUAAAUCCUCUUUCUUAACCUUUUAUACUAUGGACCAAAAUAAUGCAGAGUAAUGUGAAACAGGUAUUCAUCAUAGAAUUACAACAGCUGUUCUAGGUUUAUUGCUAAAUGUUAUAUGUCUCUUGGUGUUCUGCAGAGCAAUGAGCCCAAUGAGACCAUGCCCAUUACAGCCUUUGCCCAGAAACAUCGGACGUCUCGUUACCUGCAGAAUCUUACGACUCCGCCCAGAGGGCCUUACCCGUCCACUACCACUCCUGUCCUCAUGGUAUUGUAGACACACAUCUAAUGUUCCUUAAUAUACACAGAUGGUACAUUCAAGUAUCAGUUUACAUUGACUCACAUUUUUUUAAGUUAAGCUUCUGUGGUGGACUCUUCUAAAGGUAGCUGCUAACUGACUGGGUGCUAUUGAACAUUUGAGCAGAAGCAGGGUGUAGAUGCCACUUGUUUAGUGUGUAUUAAAAUAUAUUUUUUGGUGGUGUUGGCGGAUUAAUUGUACAUGGCUCACGUUUAAUUAAAUCAAGUAACAAAAAAAAAGAGUUGCCUUGCUUUCCUUCAACUUGCUGCUGAGUUUUAUGUCUUUCAAAAGACCAGUAAACACAAACUGAUAAAUGGACAGCACAUUUAUUUUGUAUGCAUUUGAAAUCGUACUGCAUCUACAACAUACAGCACAGAUAGGUUUCAGUUCUUCCUCUUGGGAGUUUGUAAAGAUGAAUCACUUUCUUUUUAAAGGACAAUGACCUUCUCAUAAACCAGUCACCGUGGAGGAACAAACUGCCCGGAGCUGAGGGAGAAACUCUGGGAGGAUUUCCUGUCAAGUUCCUUGUUCAAGUGGUAAAAUAACUUCCUGUAAACAAUGAUUUAUCCUUAAACUUAGUGUCACAGCUUUUCACAACUUAAAUUUUUCAUGACCAGACGAGGCUGUCCAAGAUCCUCAUGAUCAAAAAAGAGCACAUCAAGCACUUGAAAGAAAUGAACACAGAGGCUGAGAAACUAGUAAGAUCAUCCUUUAAAAAGACUCCAAAUCAUGUCUUGUUUCAAGAAAGACAAAUCAUUACUAACUUCAAAUUUUGAUUGUGUUUGUGCUUUUAGAAGUCAUACUCGAUGCCGAUUGACCUGGACUUUCAGAAACGAUAUGCCACCACAGUACUUGAGCUUGAACAGCUCAAUAAAGAUCUUAACAAAGUCCUUCAUGAAGUUCAGCAGUUCUGCUGUGAGGUAAUUCAGCUCAUAUGCUAAAACAGUAUUCUCAUGCUGACUUGUGAUUUUUCAUGGGCUGUACUAAUAAAUACAAUUCAUAAAUAAUAGGAAAAUGAAUAUAUGAAAGCCAGUGACCCCAUGUUACCUUGUAGCUUGCUCCAGAUCAAGGCAUGGUUCCAGCCGACCACCCUACAGAGCUGCGGCGGCGCUGUGAAGACGAGGCUCAGCAGAUGGUGCAGCUGAGUAGCUCACUGAAGGAGGGUCAGCAAACGGUGUCAAAUCCUAGCCUCACACACCUCGUCUCUCGCCUCACCGCACUACUGCUACAGAUCAAGGUAGGGGAGAUGUAGAUAUACUGUAGCUGCUCGUCAGGAAGACUGUGGGUGUAUGCAGCAUUGUGUAACAGUCUAUAUAGGGGAGAGGUCAGCAAAAGUGUGGCAGCAACAUCAAUGCUUUAUCAAGUUGGUUGUGAUCUUUAACAAUUUAGCUAUAUGCUUUGGUAACCUGUUAAUGUCGUAAUUUCUCCUGAUUUGUUUCAGUGUUUGGCAAACGGAGGAGACCUGAAUUCAUUCGAGUUUAAAUCCCUGACAGACUCCCUCAAUGACAUCAAGGCAUCAAUUGAUCCCUCCAACCUCAGGUAAAUAGAUUGUAUUUCCGUCCAUACUUAUAGUUUCAUGACAUAACUUAUUUUUUUAAUUUACCAAUCCAGUGUCACCUGUGAACCCCUCUUGUGGGUCUCAUACCCAACAUUUCUCACACUGCUGUCUCCUCUGUUUUUUUAGUUGCUUCCAGAAUAAUGUGGAAAUCCACGUUGCACACAUCCAGAGCGGCCUUAGUCAGCUCGGCAACCUGCAUGCAUUUGCAGCCAACAACACGAACGCAGUCUGAGCACCUAUAUCAUCCACAUGCACUCGCACACACACACACACACACACACACACACACACACACACACAAACAGGUGCAUGCUCACACAGAAAUGUGAGACAUUCAUGAGGUGGUGCUUUCACCUGAACUGUUCUAAAACUACAAACAAAAGCUCACAUGGAUGUUGUGGACAACCACAGACCAGACCACCUGAGGCUUAAUGCUGACAGGAGGGAGGGGAUGUCCGAAGUAUUUUACCCACCCUUUUAAUGGUAUGACUAUGUUGCUGCACUCAAUUAGACACAAACCUAAAAGAGUGUAACAAUUGCCACAAAUCCACAUCUCCAAACACUCAAGGUUAUUUCGUGGAUUCAUGUGCCAAACAUUGAUUCUUACAGUUUUUAUAGUUCAUAUUUAUUUAUUUUUGAGUAGGUGUGUAUGGUUCUGAAACAAUAUUUUGCUACCUGUAAAGCGUCCCCCUUUAAGUGUUGUGUUCUAUUGUUCCACUGACUGUAAGCACAGGGAGGCUAAAGAAUGUUUUAUAAAAUUGUGUAUUGUAGAUAAUUGUACAAUAACUGAUUAUUAGGCCUAUUGUAAACAUUUCUGCUGUGUAUACAGAAAUGACUUUUGUAAUUUUGUGUGCACUGAAAAGAGAUUUUGGUAUUUUUAUAAAGGAGAACUCUGGUUUUGAUGCCUUUUACUCACUGACAAUAUCUAAGCUUUUCCAUCACUGGCAUGGCUGUUGCUGCAGACCCAUCCUAACCCCUACACACACACACACACACACACACAAAUCCUGUAUCACUCUUUAAGUUCACCCCUGCAGUUUUUUUCUUUUGAGAGAGAAUCUCCUUUUUCAGUUUUGUAAAGUUGUAUAUGAGAGUGCCUCAGGGCGAUUGUAUAUAAAUGUUUCUGUCUUUUAUAUUAAACAUAAUAUUGCAAAGCAGAA